This is a messenger RNA of Gorilla gorilla gorilla (western lowland gorilla), 3324 nucleotides long. Its product is annotated as inactive serine/threonine-protein kinase TEX14-like. The transcript is spliced from 12 exons. The record is from RefSeq and is a predicted model, not a curated record. Gene Ontology annotation, molecular function: protein binding; protein kinase activity. Gene Ontology annotation, cellular component: midbody; kinetochore; intercellular bridge. Lineage: Eukaryota; Metazoa; Chordata; Mammalia; Primates; Hominidae. Gene Ontology annotation, biological process: mitotic sister chromatid separation; intercellular bridge organization; mitotic spindle assembly checkpoint signaling.
AGGCUCUUCUGUGUUGAGCGGAGGAGCAGCUCUGUGCCCAGCUUAGAGGACUGGAAGAGGCCGCAACCUUCCGCCUGCUGGAUGGAGGGUGGAGGAUGGAUGGAGCCUGGAGCCUGGGUCACUACCUCGGUGCGGUUGGUGGUGGCGACAGAGCAGCAGGAGAGCGGUCGGCAGCAGGAGCUUCUCCUGCCAGGCUGGAGGACUAGAAGGAAGAGGCACUGCCACAUGCUGGAGACUGGAACCUGUGCCACCAUGGCUCGCCUCGCUGUGGUUGGUGGUGACGUCAGAGACUGCAGCUCAGCCACAGUGGUAGAAAAGUGAUGGGGAACUUAUGUUGAUGCAGUAAACUCUUUGGGGCCAAACAGCACUUUUUGUUGCAGCGUUAUUGGGGCCUUAGGAAAUUUGUUGAUGUUCUGGUGGAUUAUGGAUCAGAUCCAAAUCACUAAAGAGAGAAAGUUCCCUGGUGAUUCUGAUGUGUAGCCAGGUUGGGAAACUAAGGCUAUACAUCAUAUCCUCACCAUAUUCUGGACACAUUAAAGGCUGUCCGUUCAUGCCUCAGACAGUUUACUGGCUUAGUUGAAAUUUUUCUGAGGUGAAAUUUUUCUGAGGUGUAGAUCCUUGACUGCAUUGCUGAUGCCAAGGUAUUGUGCUCUACCACAGGAUUUUUUGGGGGGGCUGUGGGGAGACAUUCUCAAACGAGAGAGGUGGCGCCUUGUUAGGCUGUGCUUGACUAGCCUGAUCCCAGGACACUGCAGAUGUGAAGACAUUGUUUCCAGGCAGCCAAUAUCAGGGUGCUGGGGAAAGAAAAUUGGAUUUGGAACCAGAUCUAUGCCUGGGAAUGAACCUCAGCUUUGCCGUUUUGUUUUUUCAUCUGUAAAUUGGGAAACGAUACUUCCUUGAAGGGUUGAGUGCAAAAGGGAAAAAAAAGGGAUUGUGUAUGUGUGUGUGUGUGUGUGUGUGCAGAAAGUUCCUGUGGGCACAGACAGGGGCCUCACAAAUGAUGUUGUUAUAUUCCUCAUCACCAAGGUUGCCUUGUAGAAUGGGAGCCCUGUGUUGCACACUGAGCCCCACUCCAUGGAAUGCAGGAGCAUUGCCAUGGACAUCCAUUGUACCCAUCUCCCUCCCCAGCCGCUGCUUUGAUGGGAGCACCCCUGUCCAUGCAGCAGCAUUUUCAGGCAAUCAGUGGAUCCUUAGCAAACUGCUGGAUGCAGGAGGUGACCUGCGACUCCACGAUGAGAGGGGUCAAAACCCGAAGACUUGGGCUUUGACAGCAGGAAAGGAGCGUAGCACCCAGGUAGUGGAGUUCAUGCAGUGCUGUGCCUCACACAUGCAGGCCAUCAUCCAGGGCCUCUCUUAUGACCUCCUGAAGAAGAUAGACUCCCCGCAGCAGCUUGUCUACAGCCCGCCCUGGUGUGGGGGCCUCGUGCAGGGAAACCCUAAUGGCUCUCCUAACUGACUGCUUAAAGCUGGAGUCAUUUCUGCUCAAAAUAUCUACAGCUUUGUUUUUGGGAAGUUUUAUCUUACUGGGGCGACACAGAUGGCCUAUCUAGGAUCUCUUCCGGUCGUUGGAGAAAAGGAAGAGAUUCGAGCUGCUGAUGAGCCCACCUUCUCUUUCUUCAGCAGCCCCUACAUGGUCAUGACCAACAAGGACAGAGGUGUACAGAGGGACCUGACUCGAGUGCCCCUUCCUACGCAGCUAUACAACGGGGCCGCACCAGAAGUGAUCUUACAGAAGGCAGCCACAGUGAAAUCAGACAUCUACAGCUUUUCUAUGAUCAUGCAGGAGAUUUUAACAGAUGACAUACCCUGGAAUGGCUUAGAUGACUCAGUUGUUAAAAAAGCCUUAGUCUUGGGGAAUUAUUUAGAAGCUGAUGUCAGGCUUCCGAAACCUUACUGUGAUAUUGUUAAGUCAGGCAUCCACGUCAAGCAGAAAGACCGAACUAUGAACCUUCAAGAUAUCCGGUAUAUUCUGAAGAAUGACUUAAAGGAUUUUACUGGAGCCCAGAGAACUCAACCAACCGAGAGCCCCAGAGUGCAGAGAUACGGACUCCAUCCUGAUGUCAAUGUCUAUCUAGGACUGACUUCAGAACACCCCAGAGAGACCCCUGACAUGGAAAUCAUAGAGCUAAAGGAAAUGGGCAGUCAACCUCUUUCACCAAGGGUCCACUCUUUAUUCACUGAGGAGACACUAGAUCCUCAGGCCCCAGAUGCAUGUCUGAUGGCCAGGGAGACUCAGAAUCAAGAUGCUCCUUGCCCUGCUCCAUUUAUGGCAGAAGAGGCCAGCAGCCCCAGCACAGGUCAGCCAAGCCUCUGCAGUUUCAAAAUCAACGAGAUCUACUCAGGCUGCUUGAUUUUGGAAGAUGACAUAGAAGAGCCUCCAGGAGCUGCUUCAUCUUUGGAGGUAGACGGACCUAACCAGGUAGGUGAACUGAAAUCCAUGGAAGAAGAGCUGGAUAAGAUGGAAAGAGAGGCGUGUUGUUUUUGCAGUGAGGAUGAGAGCUCUUCAAAAGCUGAGACAGAGUACUCUUUUGAGGACUGGGACUGGCAAAACGGUUCACUCAGUUCACUCAGCCUUCCUGAGUCAACCAUAGAAGCCAAGAGCAAUUUGAACAACAUGUCCAUGACUGAGGAGUAUCUCAUCAGUAAGUGUGUGCUGGAUCUGAAGAUUAUGCAGACAAUAAUGCAUGAGAAUGAUGAUAGGCUGAGGAUUAUCGAGCAGAUAUUAGAUGAAGUUGAGAUGAAACAGAAGGAGCAGGAAGAGCGCAUGUCUUUAUGGGCCACUUCAAGAGAGUUUACAAAUGCCUACAAGUUACCUCUGGCCGUGGGCCCUCCAUCUUUAAACUAUAUUCCUCCUGUCCUACAGCUUUCAGGGGGUCAGCAGCCAGACACCAGUGGCAACUACCCAACCCUACCAAGAUUUCCAAGAAUGCUGCUGACUCUUUCUGACCCUGGAAAACAGAACACAGAUGAACAAUUUCAGUGCACUCAAGGAGCCAAGGACAGUUUGGAAACAAGCAGGAUCCAAAAUACCAGAUCCAGCAUUCGGAGGCAAACAUGAAGCUCCAUCCUCUCCAAUUUCGGGGCAACCAUGUGGAGAUGAACAAAAUGCUUUACCUUCAAAACUUUCAAAUGAAGAGUUAAUACAGAGUAUGGAUCGUGUAGAUUGAAAAAUUGCAAAAGUAGAACAGCAGAUCCUUAAACUGAAAAAGAAACAAGUAAAAGUCUUUGCCUAAUAUAUUCUAAGAAUGUAUGUUUUUCUCCGUACAGAAGAUAUUUUUGAGUUUUCCAUAUUUUGAAACUUUACAUAAAAGGAAUCAUGCCUUA